Molecule: messenger RNA, 379 nt
Organism: Solenopsis invicta (red fire ant)
Lineage: Eukaryota; Metazoa; Arthropoda; Insecta; Hymenoptera; Formicidae
Exons: 3
Coding region: 65-379 (104 amino acids)
Source: RefSeq, a predicted model, not a curated record
GUGUGUGUGUGUGUGUGUGUGCUGAUACAUUGAGGAGGUUAGGUUCUCGGCGUAAAUUAAAAUAAUGGAUACAUCAAAUCGUCAGCUGAAGUGCGGACACUGUACAUGGCAAUUGAAUAGUCAUUGUCAAAAUUUAUGGGAACACCAGUGCUUUGCAGACUUCAAUGAGACUAAAGAUCUACUCAAUGUUGAUCAAAACUCAAUUGUUACUAUCGUAAGAAACGGAAAUACGAUGCAUCAAGAGCAGCCACAGCCAUCAACAUCGGCCCAUAAUGACAUUGAUGAACUUUUAAUAAUGGCUGUCAUGGAAAGACCAGCAUUAUUUGAUCAUAGGAUUGAUAUACGGGAGCGAUCAAAAUUGAAAAAAAAUGCAUUAUGA